Messenger RNA from Durusdinium trenchii, 1767 nucleotides. NCBI's taxonomy places the organism in Eukaryota, Dinophyceae, Suessiales, Symbiodiniaceae. The record is from the annotation of a GenBank genome assembly.
AUGGGCUCUGGUGCCUCCACACCACCGGCAGCGACGUGCAGCCUUGCAUUUCAGCAACUCAUGGCCCAAUACCAGCUGCAUGGUCCCGACCCACAGCUGCUUCCCGCUGUCCGCUCGGCCAUGCGCGCACUCCACGUGCGCCCGGCCGACCGCAGCUAUCGCAGAGAAUUCACCGAGAACUACGUGAGGCUCUUGGGCCAGGAGGUGAACUAUCGCCCUGAGAUCCUCACGGCGGCCUUGCAGCACGACCCGGACUUGUGGGUGAAUGGGCAUUUGCACCACAUCAGCCCGUGGACUCUGCAGAUGGGCGAAAUGUUAUCCAGGUGCUUCUUGCAGCUGUGCCAACUUCUGGCACAGGCCGCGCCACGUGGCACCCCACCCCCCACUGCCCGCGCCGCGCUCGACUUGCCGGCGGCGGCUCAAGUGCUGCGGGCGAUUUCACUCUUCGAAAGCCACUGGGUGCUGUAUGAGGAGGCCUACAUCAAGGACCUCAUCCGCAUUGAGACCUUAGCACGACGGCCCCUAGAGCGUGCCGUGGCACUGGAGCUGCAGCUGUCGAAGCUGGAGCGACGAGAGAACUGGGAGACGCAGAAGGAGACGCGCCAAAGGCUGAAAGCUCCAGUGGUUCUUCCCUUGGACUCCGCAUCUCUGCAGCCGCCCAACCGCCGCGCCGCCGUGUCCACCGAGAGCGGCUCCGUGCAGCUGUCGCUGCCGCAGCACCCGCGCGUGGUGAGGAACGUCUCAUCCGAUUUGUCGGUCUUCGACUUGAGCGAGUGCCCCCGCUCUCGCCAGCAGACCCUCAGUGGCGAAGCACCCCUGGUCAUGCCGGCGGCGGCCAGUGCGAGCGCGCCGCCGGUUUCAACGGACAGCGCGGUGGAGGCAUCAGCAGCUCCCAGCACUGUUGCGCUCUAUGACCUGGCUGUCUCCGCGACCUCCAAGCAUGGCAUGAGGCGUGCCUUUCUGCACGACCUGCUGGUGCGCGUCGGUGAAUUGAACGCUUGUGCCAAUGCGCGUGGCAAGGGCCGCAGCGACUUUUCCAUGGAGGUCUUGGAAGUGGCAGCCAAGCUCUACCUCUCCCAGGACGGGCGCGAAGCCAGUUCGGCAGAGCGUGUGAAGAAGGCCUUGGCGCGCAUGGUGUUGGAAGGCUUCUUGGCUUUGCGCCACUUCUUCGCCGACAUCUCUUCGCAGAUGUUGUGGAUCGACCCACAACUCUCGCACAACGAGGACUUACAGCAAGUGCUGAUCGCUUGGGAGGAAGCCUGGGAACUCGGCUCCACCUUCCUUGCGGCACCUCAGCUAUGCCAUGCCCUGUGCGGCGUCGCGGCCCAGAUGGCCGCCAUUGCUGCGGGUCCUGCUGCGCCAUCGAUUGACUUUGCACAGCUGUUGGAGGAUCAAUCUCCCGAGCUCUUUAUGAUCCUGCCAAGGCUGGUGCUCCUUUGGGGCCUGAGGGAUGCGACCCUUCUGCCGCUGGCUGCCAGCCUGCUGCCGGAGCUACAGGCUCUGGGUGAGAAAUCAGGUGAGGCUGAGGCAGCUGAUGGCGGAAGGACGGGGCCUGCGCAGCUGCUGGCCUUCCACGCCGCAGUGCAAACGGCUCCGGAGCUACUGGCAGCAGUGCUUCGAGGUCCGAACAGCGUCGAAGGGCAGAGCGAGGACAUCGAGGCCUUCCUCCGCGCGUUGGAGGCCACGAGUCUUCAGCUCCAGCGACGGGAGCCUCAAAAGUGGAAUCGCUGCAGUAGCGUGCUGCUGCGCUGCAUGGCCUUUGCAUGA